CUGAACACACAAAUCCCUUCAAAAUUGAAAUGUUUUAAAUGUUGUGGAGAGCACACAAAAGACACAGAUAAACUGUGUGUCCCUCCCGUUUUCGGAUCAAACAAAAAUUGUACAGCUUUGGGAAGAUGGCACCGCAAGACGUUGGAAAUCCAGAUGCUGUUGGCCUGAUAGACCUAACCGAUGAGAAGGCUGGCAAGUGCAGUUUUGUCAUAGCCCUGAACAGCGAAGGUCAGCUCGAGAUCAGUCCGAAGGGAGCCGGGGCCAGGGCCAGGACCAAUGAGCCGGAUCAACGCCAGGACAGGAUGUGCAGUGGCGUCUGCUCUGCGGCGAACAAGACUAGAAUGGAGAAAGUUCCGGUUCCGUCAAGCAACAAGCAGCGAAUCAGCAUAGCCUUAAUCAACCACGAUACAGAGGCAUUCGACUCCCUGCAGGUGGCCUCAGACGUUGAAUGCGAAAAGAAUAGCAGCUCUGGAGAGCUAACGCGCUUCGUGAAGGUCUACAAUGGGGAAGAUCUAAGGAGCAAGCCCUCCUUUGUCGUCCUAGAGGAUGCUCUGGUGCGCAAGCGCAUUGAACAUAAAACAGAGAGUUCAGUGAUCAACGUCCAGCAGGAGACCGAGCCCAGAACAGACGACUUUCCUAUGGAUCCGUCACAAAACAGUGGGUGUAGUUUGCUCCCUCCUCAAACCCGCUUCAACACCGUGCACAAUCUGAGAAACAGCCAGGAGGGAGAGGGAGCCAGCAACAACACACAGAUGUCCGAGGCCAUUCGUCUCUCCACAGCCACGAAUAGUCAGCCAAGUGAGCAGCAAGCGAUGGCCAAUACUGCAUCACAUGUGACCAUCAGCUUCGUUCCUGCAUCGGCUUCGCAAUCGGUGAACCCUAUGAUGUAUCCCUGUCAGCCAUAUUUGAGCAUGGCCCGUUGUCCCAGCGGCAACUACUGCCAUUUUUGCCCUUUAAAGCCCCCAGUCCGUCAAGCCACGCCGGAUCCCGGCUGUUGCACCUGCAGUAGCUGUUGUGCCAUGAGGUCCGCCAGCAACAGUUUCAACAGUUUCAGCAGUUGCAAUAGUUGUAGCAACAAUUGCUGUCCGCUCAAGCCACCACCGGGAGCAACAGCAGCAGCAACGGGUCUACAUAUGCAUCCUUCUCUGAACUAUUGCCAGCCCAAUCUUUAUUCCAUGCCAAUGGUUGCGCAGCAUGUGUUCGCACCAGUUCUACAGCCAUCGGGACAGCAGCAGCAGCAGCAGCAACAGCAACAGCAGCAACAGCAACUGCAGCAGCAACAGCCACAGCAGCAGCAGCAACAAUAUCCCAUUGCUGGCUGUUGGUAUCCGUAUCCGCCGUCUGCUUUAAGCCAUUGCAUGCAUCAGUGCUUCUGUCAUCCAAUGACCACGACUGGCAUGGGCUCCAACUGCUGUCGAAUGAACGCUGCCUAUCAUCAUCCGUGCCCCCAUUGUGGAUCAUUCUGCAAUAAUCCACAGAUGCAACAGAAGCCACAGCAACAGCAACAGCAGGUGGAAUCGCAAAACGUGGCAUGUGGCAACCAGCGGGAGCGACGCUAUCUAGCCAAGCGUCCAAAAGAACCAGCUUCCAGCGAUACAUGCUCGUUGUCUGUGAAUCGCGAGGGAUUGAGAAGGAUGUUCGGCCCGAGCCCGCAACAGCAACCGAAGUCCAAGCAGGACGAGCAGGUGAAGCCUUCGACCGGAAGGGUUCCAAAGGCUAUUCCGGACAAAGAACCUCCCCGUUCAUUGGCUGGCAAUACCUUCGGCAAGAACGAUUCAACAUCGAUUGUUGGCAAGCAAUCCAAUUCUCUUUAUAUGGCUCGCUUUGGGAGGACUUGCAUGCUGAUGAAACCCUCUGCCAGCACUCCGAUGCCCCGUCUGCUGACCAGGCGCAUCAGCCGGUACACCUCGGUGAUGGCCUGGCCAACCAAUCACAAAUCAGAGCUAUCCAAAGAGACCAGCCUUAUCCAGAAAAUUGACUGAUAAACGGUGUUUUUUUUUUCAUAAAACCAAAUAAACAUUGAAUUGAUCCGAAA
Drosophila persimilis is the source of this 2035-nucleotide messenger RNA. RefSeq names its product AP2-associated protein kinase 1. The coding region runs from base 126 to 1982 and encodes 618 amino acids. Lineage: Eukaryota; Metazoa; Arthropoda; Insecta; Diptera; Drosophilidae. The record is from RefSeq and is a predicted model, not a curated record. The transcript has a single exon.